CCAGCUCGAUCCGGCUACCUUUCAUCUUCCCCGCCUGCUGAGGCCGUUGUUACCGCCGAUAUCAACGCCGUUGUCGUCGCCGCCCUGAGCUCUCCGCGCCCUCAGCUCGGGCCACUCAACCCCACAAGCCGGCCUCCACACAAUAUUAAACAGCUGAAGAGAUUAAACCAGGUCAUCUUUCCAGUCAGCUACAAUGACAAGUUUUACAAGGAUGUGCUGGAGGUUGGCGAACUAGCAAAACUUGCCUAUUUCAAUGAUAUCGCAGUGGGUGCCGUGUGCUGUAGGGUGGAUCAUUCGCAGAAUCAGAAGAGACUUUACAUCAUGACACUAGGAUGUCUGGCACCAUACCGAAGGCUAGGAAUUGGAACUAAAAUGUUAAAUCAUGUCUUAAACAUCUGUGAAAAAGAUGGCACUUUUGACAACAUCUAUCUGCAUGUCCAGAUCAGCAAUGAGUCUGCAAUUGACUUCUACAGAAAGUUUGGCUUUGAGAUUAUUGAGACAAAGAAGAACUACUAUAAGAGGAUAGAGCCCGCCGAUGCUCAUGUGCUGCAGAAAAGCCUCAAAGUCCCUUCUGGCCAGAACGCAGAUGUGCAAAAGACAGACAACUGAACAAACUACAGAUGCACUUUCUUGCACUUGCUUGUCGCCAAAUAAAAGAGAGGCCCAUUGAUUCCCCUCCCCCCUUUCUUUUAAAACUUUCCCCCUUUCUUGUUCUUACUUUUCCUCCUUUCAAAACUUGCUUCCCUUUCCUCUAAAAGUGUUAAACUUUUAAGGACUUAUUAAUCAUGUUUGGAUUGUUUUAGUUUUUUUAUUUUUGUGAGGUGGUUUGAUUGUAGGAAGGAGAAGGUAUAGAUCGGUUUAGUUUCACAGUUAAGGUAUAUAUGGUCCCAAAAAUCUUGAGUGUCAGUUUCCAUUUUUUUUUUUAAUGUCCUGCUUUCACAUUGAAAGGCAGAGCCUACAAAAUAUUGUAUAUUUCAAAGGACAAAAAGGAGCAGCAGCAACAUCUUGUUCUCUAACUCUUAGACAAGUUUAGUGUGUUUGUGGUACUUUGGGUUUUUAAAAGAUUUUGUGGGAUACUAAUCCCUAUACAUUGCCUUCAAUCCACCUUUUGUCCUUCUGAGUAUUAUCUCAGGAGUUGGGCCAUUGUUAUCCUUGUAAGAAAUACUAAGCUUAUUUUGUUCUGUUAAGCAAUAUUCCUUCCUUCCUUGCUGGUGGCUGAAGGUGGGUGGGACAGUUUGAAUUGGUAGUAUUAGACUUUGGUCUCAGUAUGUGAGUUAAACUGCUUUUUGCUAAUGAGUGGGCUGUUGGUUAGCAGGUUUGUUUUUCCUGCUGUUGAUUGUUAACUAGUGGCAUUAUCUUUUAGCAUAUGGGCUGGUGAGAUUAUUUUUUUUUUUUAAUAUCCCAG
This is a messenger RNA of Cervus elaphus (red deer), 1405 nucleotides long. RefSeq names its product N-alpha-acetyltransferase 50-like. Gene Ontology annotation, cellular component: NatA complex. Gene Ontology annotation, biological process: mitotic sister chromatid cohesion. The record is from RefSeq and is a predicted model, not a curated record. The transcript has a single exon. Gene Ontology annotation, molecular function: acyltransferase activity, transferring groups other than amino-acyl groups. NCBI's taxonomy places the organism in Eukaryota, Metazoa, Chordata, Mammalia, Artiodactyla, Cervidae. The annotation marks the transcript as partial.